Mesorhabditis spiculigera is the source of this 930-nucleotide messenger RNA. NCBI's taxonomy places the organism in Eukaryota, Metazoa, Nematoda, Chromadorea, Rhabditida, Rhabditidae. The record is from the annotation of a GenBank genome assembly.
AUGAGCGGCGAGCCGAGCAACCCGGCCCAGCACGAGAUUCCGCCCAAGUAUGAGUGGUUCCAGGAGCAGAUCGCCGGCCAUCAUCCGUCUGUUGUGAAGAAUGGCGUCCGAGAAAUUGGUUUUCUGAAAGAGAAGGGCUCCGAAUUCAUCCUGAAACUGCGACAAUCCGGGAAGCGCGGAGAUUGCGAGAUCCGCUUCUACCAGCUCCUCAACCGAACGUUUUCGGAUGACUACGACCCGCUGGAAGACAACGGAGAGCCGUUUCCCUGUGAUAGCAUCACCAAUCAAGAAGAAAUCAACUUGGCGCGGUUCAUCGCCGAUGGCGGCGUGCCCAGAUUUUACGGGUUGAAGCAGGUCCCGAUCGGCGGGCAGGAUCAUGAAUUCCUGAUUCUCGACGAUCUAACCUUCGGCUACACCCGGCCAGCGAUUAUGGAUAUCAAAAUGGGUCGUGUCACCUACGAUCCGGACGCUAGCGAGAAAAAGAUCAAAUCCGAGACCGAAAAAUACCCGCCCCAGCGAUCGCUUGGCUUCCGGAUUCUCGGCUACCGGGUGGGUUUUGGUAAAGAUCAACUUCACAAAGAAGACGGGACGGUGGAGAUCAAGGACAGGGAUUGGGGGAAGAGCAAGGACGAGACGAACAUCGGCCAGGCUCUUUACGAAUUCUUCCAAUGCCGCCCGGAAGCCGUGCCGCAUAUUUUGAGAAAAGCCACCCUCUUCCGCGAAUGGUUCGCCCAGCAGCGCAUCUUCCACUUUUUCGCCUCGUCGUUGCUGUUCAUCUUCGAAACCGACCCCGCGCAACCGGUCAACCCGGACGUGAGGAUGAUUGAUUUCGGUCACGUCUACCCUGCCAACGAGAUGGUCGACGAGAACUACACGCACGGGCUCGACAACCUGAUCUCGCUGUUCGAGGAAAUGCUCCUGAAAUCGCAA